Thecamonas trahens ATCC 50062 is the source of this 7113-nucleotide messenger RNA. RefSeq lists its product as uncharacterized. The record is from RefSeq and is a predicted model, not a curated record. NCBI's taxonomy places the organism in Eukaryota, Apusomonadida, Apusomonadidae. The coding region runs from base 1 to 7113 and encodes 2370 amino acids. The transcript is spliced from 2 exons.
AUGAGCGCGGCAGCUAUGACUAGCACCAUGUACGGUAGUGAAGUCCAGGUCAUUGCAUCCUCCGGCGGCAACUGGGUCAAUCCAGAGAACGUACUUGAAGGCUACCUUGGAGAUGCCAAGUCGGUGGUGGUUAUAGGCUCGACGACCGGAAAGCACACCGACUGGAUCUGCGCGUACAAUUGGGUGACCAACAGCGCACCGCCCCCCGGCUCUAAGAUCGAUGGCGUCGAGAUCGUUGCCACUGGCAAAAAGAGCAGCACCGGCUACACGAUCAAAGUGUCAGCCCAGCUCCGCAGGAGUCUGGCCGUGCUAGGGUCCAAGAGCGACUUUGCGACACUCACGACUUACGAGUCUCAUCACACGGCUGGUGGCGCAACAGACAUGUUGGGCACCAGCCUUAAGCUCACAGAGGUCGACUUUCCAUUUCUCCAAGCUUGCAUCCGCUACACCGGCGCCCAAUCGUGUCCGUCAUCGUGUUCCCGCGACGUGAUGCUCGACCGCAUCCGGCUCAAAAUCUACUACUCGGUCGACACAGCAAGAUGCACCCCGCCGAGCAUGUCAGGUGGGACAUGGAACUCGCCAUGUGACGGUCCCGUCCAGAUCGAUCAGCUGUGCCAAGCUGUUACCUCGAAUGGGUACGUGCUCUCCGGAUCCGAGUUUGCAACCUGUACAGCUUCCGGCGCCAUGUCCCGUGUAGUCACCUUCAACAAGAUCGACAACUACUGUGCCAUUCCGUCGUCGUCGAGUAUCAAGUUCGACACACCCUGCACUGGCCGUGUUGACGAGUCUUGCCAGCCGUCGUGUGCAUUGGGCUGGAGCGUGGCCAACACCCAUGUGAUCACCCGCACAUGUCAGCCUUCAACACCGUCGUCAGGUGUGUGGGACACCAAUCCAUGGACUCCGCAAUGCACGACCAAGAUUGCCAGCUACUGCCCUGACAUCGAAGCGUCAUCGCCAACUCAGUACGGCUCUUAUGCCUGCACCGGGCGGCGGCUGGACGACACUUGCACGCUCAGCUGUAACUUUGGCUACAGGACCACUGCCGCGUCACCACCUCCCCCGCUCUCGGUCACAUGUGUUGCGUCAACGAGCUCUGUCGGAACCUGGAACGAUCCAUCACUGUACGCAUGCGAGAUCAAGCCCGACUACUGCGCCGAUGACAUGCCGGGCUCCGGCGUGGUCUCGAUGGAGACGGGCUGCGCUCGCACACUCGGCGCCUCUUGCCGGCCAAAGUGCUUGGCCGGCUAUGGCGACCCCAACAGCUACCUUUGCUCCGCUGGCAACGCCGCGUUAGGAACGUGGGGCGGCGGCUCCUCCGCUAUAUGCGGUCUUCUCAACCCGUACUGUGACUCGCGGUUCAACUCGGUGCCGACCAACGGAGCAGCUGUUGUCAAAUCUGACGAGCAGCAGAUCAACUCGAUCCUCACCCUCACCUGCAACUUCGGGUACGAGGCUGAUGCCAAUGGCAACACCCGCCACGGCGUGGGCUGCGUCCUGAAACCCGGGUACUGCUCGCCGCUGGCACAGGCGUUGUCGCCAUCUCCACCCGGUCGCGGGGCUCCGACCGCAGGCUGUGAGGGCAAGCUCGGCGAGAGCUGCACCUUUAUCUGCGAUGAUGGGUUCGUCGACGUCAGCACACCGCCGUACACCUGUCUGCUCAACGACGCCACAGGUGUGUGGGAUGGCACUCCAUUGUGCGACUACAAGAGCAACUACUGCGCCAGCCUUGGCACCACUCCCAACGGCGUUGUUUCGUACGUGCCGACUUCGCGUCAGUUAGGUACUAUUGCCUCGCUUGAUUGCGACCAUGGGUACGCAACGGUUGGGACUGUGUCCCGGACAUGCGACGCGUUGUCGUCGAGCUCCGGGCGCUGGUCCGGCACGCAGAACUUUGCUUGCGAUCUCAUCGAGGACUACUGCACCCUCUUUGCAGUCGCCGACUUUACGUACGACCAGGGGUGUGACAACGAGCUCGGCGACACAUGCGCCGUCACGUGCUCGCUCGGCUACGCCAACACCAACGCCGCCUCGUCGCCGUACACCUGUCUUGCCAGCAAUGAGACUUCCGGCGUGUGGUCAGGAGCGCCGUCGUGUGAGCUCAUCGACGGCUACUGCAGCACUUUGCCGUCGGUUCCAAACGCCGCGCCUAUUGCGUACACGAACAACCGUCGCCUCGGUGCCACCGCGUCACUCUCGUGCAACACCGGGUACGUCGCAGUCGCCACGCCGGGCACCACCAAAACGUGCCAGGCUGAUACCGCGGCGAGCGGCACGUGGUCGGGCUCGGGCAACUUUGAAUGCGUCAAGAUCGUCGAGUACUGCCUUGCGCUUACUGGUGCGGACGGUUCCGAGGACAGCCCGUGCUCACACAAGGUUGACGAGCUGUGCUUCUUCAACUGCGAUGACGGCUACUUUGAUACAUCGGACCCAGCGGGCUCGGGCUACACCUGCGAAGCGAGCGGCCCAAGCGUUGGCAUGUGGUCGGCGCUGCCAGAGUGCACCACCAUCAGCAACUACUGCCCACAGCUACCCGUUCCUGCCAACGCAGCAUCGAUGGUCAACACGUCCCGUAGUCUCGGCGGCGUGGCAAGCCUGGUGUGUGCCAACGGCUAUCAGCCCGUAGGCGUGACAAGCCGCACGUGCGAGACCAACGGCGAGGUGCAGGGCAAGUGGUCGGGCAAUGUCGAUUUUGGGUGUGCCAAGAUCCCCGUCUUUUGCACGCUUCCAUCUGACAUCCACGGCGCUGGUGCGCUAGACGGACCGGUUGGGAUUUCAUGCGGCUCUGAAAUCGGGGACGAGUGUCACGUCACCUGUGACCCUGGCUACAGGUCACAGGUCCUGGUCAACGCAUCGCGGACUUGUGCCGAUGUUGGGGGCCAGGGUCCCGGCAACGGGGGAUGGCUGCCGGCCGCGUUCCCAGUCCCGCUCUGCGUGCCGCUGCCGUGCCGGAACCUCCCGCUGCUGGGUAACGGGACGCUUGUGCCACAGUAUGGUGCCGUGACUCUCGACACGGUGGAUGCGACGUGCAACGAAGGCUACACGCUCGUCGGCGAGGCUGUGCUGGCGUGCGAAGCCGAUCCGCUUGACACCAUCUGGUCGGCGUGGUCGGCGCCGGUCCCGUACUGCGAGCCGAACAACUGUACUGCGUCCGAGGUUCCAGUCGACGGGUAUGUGGUGCCGUCGCUGGUGAUCUCGACGGACGCAUGGGUCUCGUACGGGUGUGAUCCGGGCUUUGAGCUGUGGGGCAACACCGCGCGGCGGUGCUUGCCGAGCGGCGAGCUCUCGGGAACGCUCCCUUCAUGUGAGCCUGUGCUCUGUCCGACCAACUUUACGGCGCCCGGCAACGGGACGAUGGUGCCCGGGAGCGGCGGGGCGGUGACGCGCGACUCGGUCACGUUUGCCUGCAACAACGGGUACUUUUUUGUGGGACAGACUGUGCGGACGUGCGAGCAGGGCAACGCGACGGUGCCCAAUGCGUGGUCGCACUCGGACUACCUCAAGUGCAUCGGCCAGCCGUGUUAUCCCAAACUCGAGGACCCUAUCAACGGGAAAGUCUCGACUCAUUUUGGCGAGUUCCAGGACAUCGCCCGCUACGAGUGCAACGCCGGCUAUGAGCUUAACGGCAACGUGACUCGGAUGUGUGCAUCAUGGGGUAACUGGACGGUCACACCGCCGGUCUGCGAUCCUCUUCCCUGUCCCACCGUCAUUCAGCCGCUGAACCAGGACAUGCUGUAUUUUGACUCUGACGAGAGCAAGACGGUGCUCGACGGCAUGACCACCGAUCUGCACCACGUCAUGUGCAAGGCUGGCUUUGUCUUUUCGCCGGGCGUUCAUGAGCUGGCGAUGCAGUGUUUGCCUGCGCCCAACAACCCGGCUUAUCCACUGGCCGUCGACUGGUUCCCUCAGCUGCUGACCUGCAUCCCGCUCGCCUGCCCGCCGCUGUCCGCACCAGCGAACGGGCAGGUCUCGGCAGCCGGCGGCGUGACCCGUGACACAGCGACGUAUACCUGUGAUCCGGGCUACUACAUUGCCGAGCGCGGCGACCAGAUGGUGUACCAGAUGACUGUCACCUGCCUCCCAGACACCCGGGCUCUCUCGCGAUGGUCGGAGCCGCAGCCGCGGUGCGUCAAGAUGCCCAACUACUGCCCGUCGGUCGGCCCGGCCGACAACGGGCAGAUCUCGCUCUCGGUCCCGUCGCCUAGCCUCGAGUGGGGCAACGACGAGUGGAUCACAGCGUCGGCAUGUACCGAAGCACUUGGUGAUGGAUGCGGCAAGUUUGUGUGCAACGCCGGGUUCCAGCGAGUCGGUCCGGCAACCAUCGAGUGUACCGUUGGCGCCCAGCAGGUCGGGCUCUGGUCGCCGGAGCUGCCGUCAGCGGCAGAACGGUGUGAGCCGUGCCCCGAGGGUACGUACAAGUCGUUCAGCGCCCGCGACGCAGCCGAGUGGCAAUGCAUCCCGUGCCCACUCGGCGGGUACUGCGCCGGCGGUGGGUCGAUCCCGAUCGCCUCGCCUGGUUGGUGGCAGAAUCCGGACACGGGCGGCUUCCUCACUUGUGUCCCGAUGACCAACUGUCUGCAGGGCGCGUGUCGGGGCGGACAUCGCGGGUUCAAGUGCGAGCUUUGCGAGAACGGGUGGUACAAGAAGGACGGCACCAACUGCGUGGUUUGUCCGCCGGCCAAGCAGGUGGUGUACCCGAUCCUGAUUGUGCUCGCGAUCUGUCUCUGUGUGCUUCUGGUCAAGCUCGCGCGCAAGUCGACGCACUACUUUGCGUCGCUGGCGGUAGGUGCUUCGUUCCUGCAAAUGAUCUCAAUCCUGCCGUCGUUUGGCAUCAAGUGGCCGAACUUUGUCAAGUCGUUCUUCAACGUCUUCCAGAUUCUGGCCCUCAACCUCUCGCAGUUUUUUGAGCCACAGUGCAUGGUGGACCAGGGCUCGUCGCCGUUCCUGCUGGUGUGGGCGAUCAAGAUGUCGCUUCCGCUCAUUUUCAGCGCCAUCUUCCUGUUUGGCGGCGGGCUGGCGAGCGUGUACUACCUGAUCCGCAAGUGCGUGCCGACCCGGAAACUGGAGCAGUGCUCGCCGCGGCUGGCGGGCUGGUUCCCGGAGCUGUCGAAGCUGGGACUCAAGGUGGUGCUCUGGUCGUGCCUCAAUGCCUUCCUCACCUGCUUGGUCCUCUGCUACAUUGUGCUUACGUCUGCGGCACUCUCGAUUUUCGGAUGCACCCGGCAGGCAGACGGGACGCUGACGAUGAACGCCGAGCCUGCGAUGACAUGCAAGAGCAAGACGUGGAACAACAUGGUGGCAGUCUCUGUUGUGGCGUUGCUCCUGUACGGAGUCGGCUUCCCGGCCACGGUGUUCUGGGUUUUGCGGACCCGGCGGUACUCGCUGUGGAAGGAGAAGAAUGUGAUCCGGUACGGGCUGCUGUACCAGCGGUAUCUCCGCAAGUUUUACCUGUACGAGCUCGUGCUCAUUGUGCGCAAGUUCCUGUUUGUGUUUGGCAAAGCGCUGUUCCCGGGCUCGCCGCAAGCACAGAUCAUCUGGGCCAUGUGCACGGUUCUACUGGGCUCGGGAGUGCAGUACGUGCUUGCACCGUUCCGCGACCGGCACAUCAACUGGCUGGAGCAGCUGCACCUUGUAUCUGCUGCGUUCAUUCUCAUGCUGGGAGUGGUGUUUGACGCGACAGCGUCCUCGAUGUCGGAGUCUGGACGGACCACGCUCGGGAUCAUCAUAAUCUGCGUCAUUGUCAUCAACAUUGUGGUGAUUGGGGUGGCGGUGGGCAUGGCGCUGCGUGUGCAGUACAAGCUGAUGCGACACGGGGUGUCGGGUGGGUACGCGUCGGACGAGCUGCGGGUCAUGCCGAUUUUCUUUAAGUUUGACAUGCGGAUUGUGGAGCGGCAGCGGAGGGUCACGCCGCACUCCAUCCUGUGGACGCUGGAGCUGACGACAAAGCGGCCACUGCCGCUGGCAACGACGCUGCUGCGCGACUCGAUUGCACUGGGUGCGACGGUGGAGGAGGUCUUGCACAACGUUGAGGGCGAGCCUGAGCGAUACGCCCGCGUGGAGCAGAGCGAGGAUCUGAUGACGACGUAUGCGUGGUACCUCAUCCCGUGCCGGGGAGUGUACUCGGCGCGACUGCUGGUCGACGGCGAGCGGGUGAGCGAGCUGGUGGCUCGGGGGACGUACACCGAGGACGAGCAGGCGGCGCUGGAGCAGGCGCUGUCGUCGGAGAACGCCGAACUGGCCAAGUUCCGGGCAUCGCGGCAGCGUGACACGCUGGGCGAGGUCGAGCUGCACGACACAGAGCGGGCCGGGGGCAAAGCUGGGAGCGCCGACGUCGGCAUUGUGGUGGACUUUUCGCUGGCGUCCGAGUUUGGCGUCCGCGAGUUCCAGCAGCUGCACACGCCGACGGCCGAGUACGCGAUGCUUGGCGCGAUGAUGGCGUCGCCGGUGCAGUAUGUGCUCGACGCCGGGCGGGCGACGCAGUUUGCGGUGAGCGUGCCCAAGGCGUCAGGCUUGUACCUAUUUGAGCACGCUGACGGGUUCGGCAGUGAGCUCGGGCGCGAGCGAAGCUACGAGGAGCUUGCGGAGGAGUUUGAUGCCGCGACGGCGAUUCCGAUGUUCAUUUCGAGCACCGAGUACCGGGUGCAGACACUUGUGGUCCGUGAGGGCUUUGUGAGUGUAUGGGCCGAGCUUCGUUCUGAAGAGAGUCUGCAGAACUGGCGCGGACUGGACGUGCAGGCCGAGACGCGGUACGCGCUGCUGACCAAGUUCAAGGUGCUGCCGCCCGGAGCUGGGAUCUCGCAGCUGAGCGAGCUGGAGCAGUUCCGCGACGAGACGUCGCGGCGGCUGGCGCGCGAGGCGGUGUGGUCGGCGCACCUCGGGACGGUUGUGGAGCAGGACGGUGAGUGUGUUGAGCUGGCGGUGUUUGCGGACGACGGAGCCAGUGCUGUUGAGCGCGUGCAGCAGAAGCAGUUUGAUCCGACGGCGAUGUUUGCAAGCAGUGCUGCGCCGAGUCCAGAUGCCGGCAGUGAUGGGAUCGAGCUCGCGCCUGUCGCGCCUGCGGCUGCUCCUCCCGCACCUCGCGACGCGUCUCCCGCUCCACCUGCGUCGCCAGUGUAG